Molecule: messenger RNA, 4235 nt
Organism: Vespula pensylvanica (western yellowjacket)
Lineage: Eukaryota; Metazoa; Arthropoda; Insecta; Hymenoptera; Vespidae
Gene: mmy
Product: UDP-N-acetylhexosamine pyrophosphorylase
Exons: 4
Coding region: 407-2017 (536 amino acids)
Biological process (GO): UDP-N-acetylglucosamine biosynthetic process
Molecular function (GO): UDP-N-acetylglucosamine diphosphorylase activity
Source: RefSeq, a predicted model, not a curated record
AAAUAUUUGUAGUAACAUAUUACAGAACAGAACUGUGUUAACGUCAUUUUAUUAUUUUACAGGUUGCAACAUGGAUAAAGAUCACAUUCUUUCUUUUUAAUUUCCUUCUUUUACUCAUCCUUUCACCUUGCACUUUGGAAUCCUUCUUUUUUCCCCACUCGAAAGAAUAUCCGUAUAAAAGUGUAGAAGCAUGUGUAUUUUUGAAGGUAAUUGAAAAUAGUAUAAGACUACAUCUUCUAUAUAAAUCAUAAAUUUUAUCUCAUUAAGAGGUUAUAUUUUUAUUUAUUUAGUUUUUGUUUUUUCUUUUUGGUUAUAUUUCUUACGCCAAGAACAUGAAAAAAUGUAAUAAGAUCGAUCCUUCCAAAGAGAUCUUUAGAAAACAUCUUCUGCACGAACCUUGAUGUAAAUGUCAACGAAUAUCGUAGCAAGAUAUGCUGAGAAGAAAAAGGAGAAUCAUAUACAUGCCCGGAUGGUUGGAGGGGCGUCAGACAUCGAUAAGAGAAAUCGAAUCAAGCUUGCUACGUGGAAUUGUGAAAGUAAAGGUGUAUCGUUCCUUUCGAGUCAGAAGUCAUUCCUUAGUGUCAAAUACAGAGUUUUGACCAUCAUGGAGAAUUUGAAAAGAAAAUUGGAGGACUACGGUCAGGAACAUCUGUUACAAUAUUGGGAUCAGUUAUCGCAAGAGGAGAGGGACGUAUUGGAGAAAGAAAUUUUAGAAUUAGACUUAAUCGAAUUGACGUCUUAUUACGAUAGAGCAACGUCCUCCUUAUCAACUGUUAAAAAUAAAUUAGACGAUAAAAUACAACCCAUACCGGAAAAUAAUAUUGUUUCUGGAGAAGCAUGUACUAAAGAAGAAUUAAAGAUGUAUAAUUCAUUGGGAUUGCAAGAAGUAGCGAAUGGACGUGUCGCUGUUUUAUUAUUAGCUGGUGGACAAGGUACUCGUUUAGGCGUUACAUACCCUAAAGGUAUGUAUGAAGUUGGAUUACCGUCCCACAAAAGUCUAUUUCAAUUACAAGCUGAAAGGAUACGUAGAUUGGAAACCUUAGCAGAGAAAUAUUGGGGAAAGAAGGGUGAGAUAAUAUGGUAUAUAAUGACUAGCGAAGCUACACACGAUUCUACAAUCAUUUUUCUUCGAGAAAAUGAUUAUUUUGGUCUAAAAGAGAAAAAUGUAAUGGCCUUUAAGCAAGGUAUGCUACCUUGUUUCACUCUAAACGGAAAGAUUAUCUUAGAUGAGAAACAUAAGAUAUCAAGAGCACCAGAUGGAAAUGGUGGAUUGUACAAAGCAUUGAAAGUCCAAGGAGUAUUAGACGACAUGGUACAACGCGGUAUUCGUAGUAUUCAUGUACAUUCCGUAGAUAAUAUCUUAGUAAAGGUAGCGGAUCCUAUAUUUUUGGGAUAUUGUUUAUCCGUAUCAACGGAUUGUGGUGUUAAAGUAAUUGAAAAAUCUUCACCGUCCGAGCCAGUAGGAGUGGUUUGUAAGGUGGACGAUCAUUAUCAAGUCGUCGAAUAUAGUGAAAUUUCAAAAGAAACGGCGGAACUUCGACAAGACGAUGGUCGACUUGUGUUCAAUGCUGCGAACAUAUGUAAUCAUUAUUUUACUGUAGAUUUUUUGUUGGCACUUGGCAAUAAGUACGAGGCGUCGAUGGAAUUACACGCAGCGAAGAAGAAAAUUCCUUACAUCGAUGAUAAUGGAAAGAAAUGCACUCCAACCAAUCCGAAUGGUAUUAAAAUUGAAAAAUUUGUAUUUGAUGUGUUCAAAUUCGCAAAGAAUUUUGCUGCCUGGCAAGGUAUUCGCGAAGAAGAAUUUAGUCCUCUUAAGAAUUCGGAUUCUGCCAAGCAAGAUUGUCCCUCUACUGCACGUCGUGAUUUACUUUGGCUUCAUAAGAAGUGGUUGUUAAAUGCGGGUGCGCAAAAAAUUAAUGGAGAUGUUGAAGUAUCACCUUUACGUUCAUACGCGGGUGAGAAUUUAACUAAUAUCGCGCAAGACCAAUCGUUCGAAGGACCUAGUGUUAUCGAAUAAUAUCUAUGAAACUUAAUAGAUCGCAUUAAGGAAGAUUUUUCAAUUGAUAUUUUAUUACUAUCCAAGGGAUAUAAAACAUUUGUAUUUCUUCAGUAUUGUUAGAGAAGAAUGGAAAUAUUCCUAUUCCGUUUUCAUUAAAUCAUUCGUAUGAUACAAUGUUGGACAAUAUUGAAUUAAAUUAACAAUUAACAUUUACAAUUGCAGUUCUUGUUUCUAUGGAACAAUUAGUCAAUGCGUUGUGAGUCAAUACAAUAGCUUUUUAAUGAUUCAUGAUGUGUCUACGAAAUAAUUUAUCAAUAUUCAAUUAUUGACGUAUAAUUUCGUAGAUAGACCACAAAUCAUUGACAAACUAUUCCACAGAAAUGUCUACGUUAAUUGUUAUUAAUCGUUAAUCGAUUAAAAUAGUGUUCAACAUUGCUGUAUUCAAUAUGAGAUAUAAAAAGAAAAUUUUUUAUCGGUGUGCGAUUUUUGAUAACGAAUGUAUAUAUUGCGAUCUAGUCGAUUAUCGAGCAAGAUACCAAUAUUAUACAAUAUCAAUGGUAUGUAACAUCUGUUUAUUAAAUAUAUCUUUCUAAUGAAUGCAAUAUGAUCGUUUAAAGAGAUACGAUAUAGUAUAAUUUGCCACAUCGUGUUUGUUAAUGUUAAUAAUAAUUGUUAAUAUUAAUAAUUCUUUUUGUAUUUUUGUUUUUACCAAUAUCGACGUUAUAAUGGUCACUAUAUUAUCGAUUUUACGAUCAUUACUGCAUUAUCAAUAUUACGAUGCUUACUGUAUUAUCGAUAAUACGAUGGUUACUGUGUUAUCAACGCAACGAUGGUCAUUAUAUUAUCGAUUCUAUCGAUAAACUAAAUUACUUCUUUCAAAUGAUAAAAGAUUGAAAUAUUAAAUGCCAAUAAUAGAUUGGUGGUAGUUUUAAACUUUUUAUUUCUUUUAUUUUAAUUCGUCUACAAGAAUUAUUUAUGAAAUUGCAAUAUAUAAGAUGCUAAUAUUUCGGUAACGCAUAUUUAUCGUUCCACAUGUUUGAUGAAGAAACAAAAUGAUAACGAAUACGAAUGAACAGAUUUAUGAAAAUCCGUUAUACUAAAAAAUUUUACAACUUUGAUAAUAUUAAAAUAAAAUUAAAAUGUGAUCUAUCGUGUGUUUAUAUAUAUAUAUAUAUAUAUAUAUAUAUAUAUAUAUAUAUAAUAUAAAUACAUUCGCGGUAUUAAUCAUAAGUCUACAUAAAUAUAUACAGAUACAAUUUAUUAUAACAUUCUGUAUAUUUUUAUCCUUACAAUCCAUGUAUAUGCAUAAUACGCUAAUUUCUGAUUGUAUGCCCGUGACUAUUAAGUAGACUAAUGUAAAUUUUUUUUUCUUUCUUUUUAUCUUAUUUUUUUUCUUUUUUUUUUCUUUUUCUUUUACUCAUCGUGUAUACAUAUAGUGCCUUACAUAUUAAUUAUGUAUACGGGGAGUAAAAUAGGAACUGUGGUCGCCUGAUGUACUUAAAACUUAUUUACUUAUUUACUUAUUUACUUAUUUUUCAGUAACAUGACUACUACGAGCGAUAUUAAACGUUAUCGGAUGAAAUAAAAAAAGAAGGAUCUCGAGUCUGUUUCAGGCACGAUCUUCCCAAAAUAAAUUGAAGAUUAAAUUUAGAAAGAAUAAUAUAUCGACAAGAGAGAAAGAAUAUCUAGAAGAACAUAUUCCUUUAAUAAAUGAAGAUUUUUCUCUCUGUGUCUAUAAGAGAACCCAUAUAUAAAAAUGGCUGUUUUGGACGAAGUUAAUGGGUUUUCUUUCUUCUUUUUUUUGUGUUUUUUUUUUUCCUUCAUUUUUUACUCUUCCGUACAAACAGGCCGCAAAAAGGCACCGAGCAACGCGAUUUUUUUUUCCACGAGCUCCUAAAUCUCAAAAUCAUGAAUUAUACUUGGACAGAAUAAAUUGACAAGAGCAGAGAAGAAGAAGAAGAAGAAACAAGAAGAUUUAGAUGAGGAAGAAGAAGAAGAAAAGAAAAAGAAAAAAAAGGAAGUAGAACGAAAGAUUUUACAAAAAUCUAAAAAUCGAACGAGUUAUUUCGUUAGACACUUCGUGGAUCAUUGAAUUACUUGAUAGAUAUACACACACACACACACGCCAAUGAAACUCUUAUGAAUCUCGUAUCAUAUUCAAUAAGGUAUGUUAAUGAAACGUUUCACGUUAAUUUCAUUAAUCGAUAUAUUUAUUAUUAUAUUAUUUAUCAUGUAA